AUGGGCUUUGCCUUGGAGCGCUUCGCCGACGCGGUGGAGCCUGCUCUCCAGUGCCAGCUGUGCGGCCAGGUGCUGCAGGAGCCCCUGUGCACGCCGUGCGGACACGUCUUCUGCGCCGGCUGCCUGCUGCCCUGGGCGGCGCGUCGGCGACGGUGCCCGCUGCAGUGCCAGCCCCUGGCGCCCGGCGAGCUGUACCGGGUGCUGCCGCUGCGCAGCCUCGUCCAGAAGCUGCGCGUCCGCUGCGACCACCGCGGCUGCGGUCGGACCGUCCGGCUGCACGAGCUGGCGGCGCACGUCGAGCGCUGCGACUUCGGCCCUGCCCGCCGCCGCCGUAGCCGCGAGCGCUGCGCUUCGGGGCUGGGGGCCGCCGGCGGGGACGUGCCCGCGCGGGGGGGCCGCGGCGCGGAGCCCGGGACCCGCCGGGGCGAGGGCGUGCGCGGGGGGCCGCCGGGCGGCUGUGGCGAUAGCGGCGCGCGGGGGCCCGCGCCCCGGGGCGUCGCCUGGAGACUGCGCGAGAAGGCGCUGCGGGCGCAGCUCUGGGCGCUGCGCGGCGAGGUGCAGCGCGCGGCCCGCAGGUACCGGGAGAAGUUCACCCAGUACAUGGCUCACGUCCGCCACUUCGUCGGCGACCUGGGCAACCGCCGCGACCGGGAUGAAGAACAUAAGCCAUUCACUAUCAUGUUAGAAAGAGAAAAUGACACCUUGGGAUUCAAUAUUAUAGGUGGUCGACCAAAUCAGGAAGACACAGGAACUGAAGGAAUUUAUGUUUCAAGAAUUUUAGAAAAUGGACCUGCUGACAGAGCAGAUGGCCUGGAGAUUCAUGACAAAAUCAUAGAGGUCAAUGGGAAAGAUCUUUCCAAGGCCACCCAUGAAGAGGCAGUGGAAGCUUUCCGAAACGCCAAGGAGCCCAUCGUGGUGCAGGUGUUAAGGCGAACGCCUCUCAGUAGACCAUCCUAUGGAAUGGUCCCAGAAGUGCAGCUCAUGAACGCCAGCACUCAGACAGACAUCACCUUUGAACACAUCAUGGCCCUGGCCAAGCUACGACCGCCUACCCCUCCGGUGCCAGACAUCUGUCCAUUUCUGCUCUCAGACAGCUGCCAUUCUCUUCAUCGGAUGGAGCAUGAAUUUUAUGAGGACAAUGAGUAUAUUUCCAGCUUGCCUGCUGAUGCAGACAGAACGGAGGACUUUGAAUAUGAGGAGGUCGAAUUGUGCCGUGUCAGCAGUCAAGAGAAGCUGGGCCUGACAGUCUGUUACCGAACAGAUGAUGAGGAAGACUCCGGCAUUUAUGUCAGCGAGGUGGAUCCAAAUAGCAUUGCUGCCAAAGAUGGCCGAAUUCGAGAAGGGGAUCGUAUUUUGCAAAUAAAUGGGGAAGAUGUCCAGAAUCGGGAAGAAGCCGUGGCCUUGCUGUCUAGCGAUGAGUGUAAGAGAAUCGUGCUGCUUGUUGCAAGGCCAGAGAUUCAGUUGGAUGAAGGCUGGCUAGAAGAUGAAAGAAACGAGUUCUUAGAGGAGUUAAACUUGGAGAUGUUGGAAGAACAGCAUGACGAAGCUGCGCAGCACCCAGCCAGCCACGUGGAGCAGCCAAAAAAGCAUGAGGAAGAAGAAGGGACGACAGAUACAGCGACAUCCUCCUCUAACAACCCGGAGAAGGACAGCGGAGUGGGGCGCACGGAUGAGAGCCUGAGACAGGAGGAGAGCUCCGAGCAGGAGAACGCCGCUGAGGACCCCAACGGCGCGUCCCUGAAGAGCGCGGGGGCGCUGGGGCAGAGCCAGGACACCCUAGGAAGCGUGGAGCUUCGCUACAACGAGAGCUUCGUGUCUGGCGAAUGCAUUGACUCCGACUGCACCGGCAACCACGAUGAGGAGUGUGAAAGAUUCAGGCAGCUCUUGGAGCUCAAAUGCAAGAUUCGCAACCACGCCGAGUACGACCUGUAUUACUCCAGCAGCACCAUCGAGUGCAAUUCAGGGGAGCAGGAGGGCGUGGAGCAUGAGCUGCAGCUGCUCAACGAGGAGCUAAGAAACAUUGAGCUUGAGUGCCAGAACAUCAUGCAGGCUCACAGGCUCCAGAAAGUGACCCAGGAGUAUGGAGACAUCUGGGCGCUGCACGACGGAGGAUUCCAGAAUUACAACACCAGCAUCAAUACGCAAAGGGGGAAACUGGACGACAUCAUGGAGCAUCCAGAGAAGUCCGACAAGGACAGUUCCAGCGCUUACAACACAGCGGAGAGCUGCAGGAGCACCCCCCUGACCGUGGACCGGUCCCCGGACAGUUCCCUGCCAAGAAUGAUCAACCUCACCAAUAAGAAAAACCUGAGCAGCACAAUGGCGGCCCAGCGCUCCUCUUCCGGACACAGUGGCAGGGAGUCGGCUUCCACCAAAACCACAACCGCGGAGCCAGGCUGCAGCACGGAAAGCCAGGAGAAGGCACUGGACAGCAAGCAGCUCCCCGACCCCGAGCAGACGGCGGGCCAGCCCAUCCCGUACCUGUCCCCUUACCACGGCUCCUCCUACCGCUGCGCCAACAUCCCGGCGCACGCCCGGCAUUACCAAAGCUACAUGCAGCUGAUCCAGCAGAAGUCGGCCGUCGAGUACGCCCAGAGCCAGCUCAGCUUGGUGGGCGCGAGCAAGGACGCCCAGAAGGGCGCGGAGCCCAAGAUGGAGUGGAAGGUGAAGAUCCGCAGCGACGGCACGCGGUACAUCACCAAGAGACCCGUGCGGGACCGCAUCCUGAAGGAGCGCGCCUUAAAGAUCAAGGAGGAGCGCAGCGGCAUGACCACCGACGACGACGCCGUCAGCGAGCUGAAGAUGGGCCGCUACUGGAGCAGGGAGGAGCGCAGGCAGCAGCUGGCGCGCGCGCGCGAGCAGCGGCGGCGCCGCGAGGUCCUGCUGCGCAGCCGGCUCGAGUGCCUCCGGGAGAGCCCGCAGAGCGGCGGCGAGGGCAAGAGGGAGCUCAGCAUCCUCGAGCUGAGCCACAAAAAGAUGAUGAGAAAGAGGAACAAGAAAAUCCUGGACAACUGGAUGACCAUCCAGGAACUGAUGACCCACGGGGCCAAGUCCCCGGACGGCACCAGGGUCCACAACGCCUUCCUGUCCGUCACCACCGUAUGACCCAGUGAAGGAGAAGGCUGGUUUUAGGAGGGUGCUACCGGUUUGGGUAGAGUACGAUUGCCUCGUUCAAUGCGGCGUUUUUAUAUAUAUUUUGGGACUCUUUAUAGUUUAAAUUUUUUGUAAGCAAAAAUGCCUGGCAAUUUUCUCCUUUCUUUCAUAUAUGGGUACCUCCCUUUGGGGGCUAAGAUCUUUCUUUAACUUGUGAUAUAUUCAUAUUACUCGUUUAUUAAAAAAAAAACACAGAAAGAAAACAACAACAAGAAAACACUUGCAUAGAAAUACCGAGGAGCCAAUUAAUUUCCUACUUUCGUGUACCUAUUCUAAGUUAAAAUCCGGAUUUAUUUCUCUAGUUCGCUUAUUUUCUACUUUAAUAACAACUCGAUGCCAAAACAUUUCUAUGCUUGGUUAGAAUAUGUUUUAAAUCAGACCCGUUAAUAAUAAAUCACGUGCCACAUCUCGUUUUACACACGAAAUCCACGCCUCUUUUUAACAUCCUGUUGUACAUUGAACACAUAAAUGGCUGUUGUCUUUGUCUCAGUAAAAGUGUAGGUGCGCAGCGCGAUCUUCCUGUGGUCCAGAGUGACAUUGGUCAUGUAGCUAGAUAAUGGUGGUAAUUGUGACAAGAAAAGAGAAAUAAAUUAUUGAUUAUCCUUAAUAAAAAGUUAUCAAGGAGUGUUUUAUUUUCAUCAUCCACUGCAGUUAUCAGAUACAAAAUCAGUUUACAUAUGAUACUAUUUAGAAGACUCCUAAUUGCAGCUUAUAAAAUGUAUACAGUUUCUAUCAAUUUUUUCCAAUAAAGUUGUCUUGAAACACUUCCUAGAGAUGAUUGCGUCACAUUUUCCUACCAGGAUUAAGGUAGACAAUAGAUGCCCAGUAUCUAACAGAUGCUAGCUAAACAUUCAAUAAACAUUUGUUUGUGUUUCCUUUGCCUGCUACCCAUGGAAGGAAAAGCCAAGAAAAUUUUCGGGAAAACCAUGGAGAGAGAGGAUCAGUGGAGUGUCCAAGACUGUUUAUAACGCUGUAAUAUAUGUCAGUUUGCUCUGCCUACCAUAACAAAAUACCAUAGACUGGGUAGCUUAAGCAACAUAUAUAUUUAACAGAUCUCGGAAGGAAAAUUGAUUAUUCCCCCAAAGUGUACGAAUUACAGGUAAAAUGGAUAUACAUUGCAUGUAUUGGUACACUUGACCAAUAACCAUACCUUCAAUUCACCUUUGAAAAGUAAUCCAUAGAUAACAUCUCUUAAAAUGUGUAUACAUGGUGGGGGGGGCGCCCUCUGUAUUUUUCAUUGUUUUGGAGGCUAAGAGGUUCAAGAUCAAAUACACUGGAGGUGUGGGUUCAACAUCUGAAUUUUGCAGGUACACAGUUCAGUCCCAAGUUCAGCACUACGUGAAUUUAUUUAGCUAAUUGGGACUAAAUGUGGAGGAACCAUCUUUGCAAUAAUUUCAGCAUAGUCAACUAUAAAUGCUUUAUACAUAGUUCAUUAAAAGGCAAGACCGUUAGAUGACUAGACAGACUUUUUAAAUCAAGCUUUUCAUCACAUAAACAUAUGAACCACAUUGCAUGUCAAUCAUACUGCCUCCAGAGUGAAAGGCCAGAUCAAACUUUGUGCAUGCAAAUAUGAGUUUGAUCAAAUUUUCAUUCAACCUAGCAGACUGUUUUAACAUAAUGAAUGUACAACAUCUGCAUAUUUCUGAAGCUACUUUCCUGUUUAAAAACCUGCAGUGGCUCCUUACUGGCUCUUGAAUCAGACUCCUAUGCCUCUGCCUUCUAUUCACAGCACUCCCUCAACUGGCAUGACUUGCCUAUUGUUCUUCUACCUUCUCUGAAUUACUCCAGGCCCUUUAACAGCCUGCAAAUUUCCGCUUAAGUUAGCGUAUGCUAUUCUCCUGCCUGGGUUUCUGUGACAAAUCCUACACCUCCCUUAGAGUGUGAUCACAUAGAUGUUUUGGCCUGUUUUGAUGACAUCAGAUUAUUUCAGCUUUUUGGCAUAUGCUAUUAGCAUGUUGUUUUACCUUGGAAAUGCUAUUAUUUUGUUAUUUUCAUACAUAGAACGUACUGUCUUCCUAAACAGAUUUUAAGUUCAUAGAGGGAGGCUCCCGUGUCCCCCUCUGUCUCUGUAAGCUUCUGGUAGAAUGCCAUUGGAUUAUUGAUGAAUUGUAGUUGAGCUAAAUUAGUUUAUUCAUUUGUCUCUCUCCUCCACAUACUGGUCCUUUUGUUACUAUUUUUCUUACUUUUUUACCCUUUCAAAUUAUCUUAUCUUUCUUUUCACAAAGAUGAAAAGAAACUAAUCUUAUUUAUAUACACUAAAAGCUGAACUCAAAAAUUUUAAGAUAGUGAUAGUAAUGGCAACCUAAGUAACUUAGUGAUGAAAACUUCAUCACUUCUGAUUUAUCCACUGUUAAUCCAAUGAAUAGGACUACUCUUCCAAGUGUACCUUGAGUUAGCCUUUAGGCACCUAGAGUUAAGUUUUGAUCUUAAAGGUUUUCAAUUAGAAAGUCUAUUUUAAGAGCUCAGUUCUUCUCAGACCCAAUACCUAUGGUUAUUGUUUAUUCCCUUGACACACAACUAGGAUUAAACAUUCAUUUCCUUUAAAUUACUACUCUAGAUAACAUCAUUUGGAACCAACAUGGAGGUUUUUCCAGAAGAAACCUGUAUAGAAGGUUUCCAAAAGAAACCUUCUUUUCCAGAAGAAAUUCUGUAUCUCACAGAAUGCAGUGUUUCCGAAACUACUAUUUGAAGUUUAUUUUUAUUAAGGCCAAAUGUGCUUGCCAAUUUCUGGGAAAUGUGAUGUAGGUGUUUUUCACGUCCGUAUUUAUACAGUUCUACAUAUUAUACAUUUCUACACUGAGAAAUGCCUCUUUUUCAAAAAUGAGUGACAAUAUGGAAAGUGUUAUGCUUUAUCUUUCUACGUAUCUUUGUGCUAAACAUGUUUUUCAG
Messenger RNA from Nycticebus coucang (slow loris), 6042 nucleotides. It is a transcript of the gene PDZRN4, whose product is annotated as PDZ domain containing ring finger 4. The transcript has 10 exons. The coding region runs from base 1 to 3105 and encodes 1034 amino acids. Gene Ontology annotation, molecular function: protein binding. The record is from RefSeq and is a predicted model, not a curated record. Lineage: Eukaryota; Metazoa; Chordata; Mammalia; Primates; Lorisidae.